Molecule: messenger RNA, 1752 nt
Organism: Candoia aspera
Lineage: Eukaryota; Metazoa; Chordata; Lepidosauria; Squamata; Candoiidae
Gene: SPNS1
Product: SPNS lysolipid transporter 1, lysophospholipid
Exons: 13
Coding region: 104-1666 (520 amino acids)
Biological process (GO): transmembrane transport
Cellular component (GO): membrane
Molecular function (GO): transmembrane transporter activity
Source: RefSeq, a predicted model, not a curated record
UUUUUUAUUUUAAAAGACAUUUUUUUUUUAAAAGGAUCACGUGCCCUGAUCCAUCUGUUCUACAGAGGGGAGAAAGGCAGGUAGACCCUUCUUAUUCCUGGCCAUGGGAUCCCAGCAGCAACCUUAUGCUGAUACAGCUCCAAUUUUGACCCAGGCGGAUGAUACUGAAGGCGAAGAAAAAGAUGAUCUUAAGCCAGGGCAUAUAGGCGAAGAAGAAGUGCAGGCCCUGACAGGAAUAUCCUCUAAACAUGCAGGCCUUAUUGUGGGGGUACUCUUUUUUAUUAAUCUACUGAACUACAUGGAUCGCUUCACUGUGGCUGGUGUUCUUCCUGACAUUGAGAAGUUUUUUGAGAUUGAUGACAGCAAAUCAGGUUUGCUACAGACAGUUUUUAUUAGCAGCUACAUGGUACUGGCACCAAUUUUUGGUUACCUGGGUGAUCGCUACAAUCGCAAAUACCUGAUGUGUAUAGGAAUCUUCUUCUGGUCUAUUGUGACUCUAGGGAGCAGCUACAUCCCCAAGCAGUUCUUCUGGAUGUUGCUACUUACCCGAGGCCUAGUAGGUGUGGGAGAGGCUAGCUAUUCCACUAUUGCCCCCACCAUUAUUGCUGAUCUGUACUUGGGUGACCGGAGAUCCCGCAUGCUUAGCAUCUUCUACUUUGCUAUACCUGUAGGCAGUGGACUGGGCUAUAUUGUGGGAUCAAAGGUGAAAGAUGUGGCUGAUGACUGGCAUUGGGCCUUGCGGGUGACUCCAGGUUUGGGGGCAUUAGCUUUGCUAUUAUUGAUAACUGUGGUGCGUGAACCACCUCGAGGAGCUGUGGAGACCCGCACUGAUGCCCCGCUUCAAUACACUUCAUGGGCAGCUGAUUUGCGGGCCCUGAGCCACAACCGUAGCUUUGUGCUGUCAUCACUAGGGUUCACAGCUGUGGCAUUUGUAACAGGCUCCCUAGCGUUGUGGACACCUGCAUUCCUGUACCGCUCACGGUUGGCCACCAGAAGCCUCCCGCCUUGCCCUGCAGGGGAUGUUUGUCAUGGAGAUUCGGACAGCCUCAUCUUUGGUAUCAUCACUUGCGUGACUGGCGUCCUGGGCGUUACUGCUGGGGUGGAGAUUUCAAGGCGCUGGCAUCGCAUCAAUCCCCGUGCUGACCCGCUGGUGUGUGCCAUUGGGUUGCUUGGCUCUGCCCCCUUCCUGUUCCUGGCCGUCGUCUUUGCUCAGCAAAGCAUCGUUGCUACUUAUGUAUUUAUUUUUAUUGGUGAGACCCUCCUUUCCCUUAACUGGGCCAUAGUGGCAGACAUCCUUCUGUAUGUUGUCAUCCCCACUCGCCGAUCCACAGCUGAGGCUUUCCAGAUUCUGCUGUCCCAUCUCCUGGGUGAUGCUGGGAGCCCUUAUCUUAUUGGUCUGAUUAGUGACCGAAUCCAGCGCGAUCGCCCCUCUACGUUGCUGUCACAGUUCCGAAGCCUUGAGUACGCACUCAUGGUCUGUGCCUUUGUGGGUGUUAUCGGUGGUGGGUUCUUCCUAGCUACAGCUUGUUUCAUCCAGGCAGAUCGUAAACGUGCCGAGCUGUAUGCACAAGGACAGCUGCAUGGGUCUUUGGAACAGGAGGAUCGCAUUGUGGUUCCUCAGCGUGGGCGAUCAACAAAAGUUCCUGUCUCCAGUGUCCUUAUCUGAAGCCUCUACUCCAUCCUGCUUCAGUUUUAGAAACAUGAACAGAUUUAUACUCAGCAAUUGAGGAGAGAGGGAAAGACUCUCUAAAG